This is a messenger RNA of Lodderomyces oxycetoniae, 2811 nucleotides long. RefSeq lists its product as uncharacterized. Gene Ontology annotation, molecular function: phosphatidylinositol deacylase activity. Gene Ontology annotation, cellular component: endoplasmic reticulum. Bases 1 to 2811 code for a protein of 936 amino acids. The record is from RefSeq and is a predicted model, not a curated record. Gene Ontology annotation, biological process: endoplasmic reticulum to Golgi vesicle-mediated transport; GPI anchor metabolic process. NCBI's taxonomy places the organism in Eukaryota, Fungi, Ascomycota, Pichiomycetes, Serinales, Debaryomycetaceae. The transcript has a single exon.
AUGUAUCCGUCGUAUGCACGAAUCAAGUCGUUUGAUGAGUCAUAUACUUCCUAUGCUAAGAAGUACUCCUUUUACUUGUAUAGAGAACAAGGCAAGGAUAAGCUACCAAAGGAUGAUGAUGGUAGUAUUGAUUUAGAAGGUGUUCCUGUUUUGUUCAUUCCUGGAAAUGCCGGGAGCUUUAGACAAGUCAGAUCGAUAGCUUCAAGAGCCGCUGAUCUAUAUUAUCACGAGAGGAAAGAGGAGGAGGAGGAGGGGGGUAAAUUACCAGGAUUGGACUUUUUCACUAUUGAUUUUAAUGAGGAUUUCACCGCGUUCCAUGGACGGACUAUAUUAGAUCAAGCUGAGUUUGCUAAUGAAGUGGUCAAAUUUAUAAUUGGCUUAUAUAAAAAGCGGCAGAACCAGAAAGACACUGCUCCCAAGUCAGUCAUUCUUAUUGGUCACUCCAUGGGCGGCAUUGUGAGCAGGAUAAUGCUAACAUUGCCCAAUUACCAACAAGAUUCAAUAGAGACUAUUAUCACGUUAAGUUCUCCUCAUUCUGCUUCACCGUUGACUUUUGACGGCGACUUGAUCAAGAUUUACUCAGCGGUGGAUAAGUUUUGGCAAUUGGGGUUCUCGACGAAUAAAGAGUUAUCAUCAUCAAAAAAAGUAGACGAGAUUGCACAUGAGAGACUAGCUAAUAUUGCACUAGUUUCCAUUACGGGAGGAGCAUUAGAUUUUACUUUACCUGCAGAUUACACUACUUUGGGAUACAUUGUCCCUGAACUGAAUGGAUUUACUAGUUUCACUACUGGGAUUCCAUUAGUAUGGACACCUAUUGAUCAUUUGGCUAUUGUUUGGUGCCAGCAAUUGAGAACUAGAAUUGCUUAUGCAUUACUUGAUAUUGUCCAUUUGGAGCGAAAUGAAAAGGAGAAUUGGUUAACGCAGAGGAUGAAUGUUUUUAAACUGUAUUUUUUAAGUGGGUUUGAGCAAUAUGUUCACGAAAAUCAAGUGUUGGAAAAACGCCAUCGAUUGAGGAGUCUGGGUCAGGUAUUAAAAUUGAAUAAAAGGUAUACUCGAGGAAAAGAGUUGGGCAAAAGGAGUAUAUUCCAAUGGGAAAAGAAUGGCAACAAAGAGAUACAUUUUUCAUUAUUAUCAUCAGUGCCGAUUAAAGAAGGAGGAUUUUCUAUUCAAUUGUGCUUGACAGAUAACACUGAUGAAGAGCAGCAGCGUUUAUUUUGUUCAUCGAUGGAAUCGAGACAAAACAUAGUGCCGAAUUUCUCCAAGGGUGUAAAUGACAUAUCUGACUCAUCGUAUAAUGGUGAUAAACAGCCAUUUUACAGUGUAGAAUUGGAUUCUGAACUUUUAAAAAUGUACAACUGUAUCAUUAUUGAGAAUGUUGAAGAUACCCAGUUUAUUAGUAUGGAAUUGUCUACAUUUGAAACAAAAUACACAAUGCGUGGAAAUACAUUCAGUAUGUUAACCACAGGCAACUCAAUUAAGUUACCUUUCAAUAGGCCACAAAUGAUUGAUUUGUCCAUUCCUCAAGCUUGGAACAGUUUAUUAGUAUAUAAAGCUCAUUUCGAAGGCUGUUUGGAAGGUGUCCAGUAUAAUCCAUUCAUACGACAGUAUACACAGGAACCAUUUGAAAGCAAAUGGUUUCUCAAUGUCAGGGAGUCGAUUGAACUAACAAUGCAUGGAAUAGCGCCAUAUGUGCCAUACAACAAUACUCAUGAUAACCAUGCGAUGAAUCUACAAAUUUGGUCGUCGAAUUGUGACAAAAGAGAAGAGUUGAAAUUAUUUAUACAGGUUGAUUAUCUAUCUAGUUUGAAAUUGCUAAUCUUGAGAUAUAGAUUAACGAUAAUUGCAUUCAAUAUAGGCAUAUGUGCACUCGUGCUUUCCUUGCAAUUUUAUCAAGUUGAGAAAAUGCCUUCAUUUUGGCAUACUUUAAUUUAUUUGAACCUGAAUUGGUGGUGGUUGAUUGCACUUGUGUUGAUGUUUUUUAACGUUUUGGUCAAUAUGCCUGGUAUUAAGCAACUUUUGUUAACCUGCAAUCCUGCUUUAUUACAAGUUGGAAAGUCACCAGCAUUGAAAGGCAGUGUAUUUGAUGUAAAUCUAUUAUAUUUGGGGUUGAAGGAGAGUUUCACAGUAGUUGGUAUAAUCCUUUAUUUUGUUUCCAGUUUUGUUGUUGCCAUGUCAUAUUUUGCGUUGAUUUUGAUAGGCGAAUGCAUCAACUUUGUACGCAAUUUGGAUUUGUUCAAAUUGCGCUUUUUCAAAGCAAACCCACAUGUGAUGAUGACGACAAGGACAAAGACGAGAACGACGACUUGUUUGCAAAUGUUUAUAAUUUUCCUUGUGUUGAUACUAAUUUCGUUUUACAUUCCAUAUCAAAUAGUCUACUUAUUAUCAUGUUUCAUUCAAGUUAUCAACGUGCUUAAAGACUGGCCCGGCAAAAAUAAUACACACCUGACGAUAUCCAACUAUCAAAUAAGUUGGUUGAUGAUGAUGCUAUGGAUUUUACCUAUAAAUGUGCCGAUAUUAAUUGUGUUUAUUCACAAUUUAGCGGUGAAUUGGAAAACUCCAUUUAGUUCUCAUCAUAAUGUCUUGCUGAUACUACCGAUCCUUAUUCUUGUUAAAUAUAAUGGAUCAAUCAGAGAAAUGAAGGCGGGGGACAAAAAAGUUGAGUUAAUGGUGAAGUUAUCAAUGAAGUAUUUGUGGAUAUUUGCUUUUGUUUAUGGUAGUAGAUAUACGUUUUUCAUUCAUCAUUUGUUCAACUUGUUGAGUUUCUUGGUCUUGGUUUAUUUAGGGGGCUCGCUAAGUAUUGGGGGUAUGUAG